AUGAGCUUCCCAAGCUUCGCGGACUUCAAGAAUGGUAAUCUUGACCUGCAACUGCAGCUGCUGGAACUAUUGUUUGAACGAAGCUCGUCACUAGAAUCAAUUACGUUAAAAAACCCUGACUUCAUGAAUCAUAUAGGAUCCGAUUAUGCGUCAUUUGUGGAAAAAGUUCGGACUGGGCUUCACUCUCUCUGUCACCGAGCGAUCAGGGGCGAUCCAGAGGCCAAGAAUCAUCUAAGCAAUAUAAUCGCUGCCCAUCCAAAAUUGGGACAGCCCAAACAGAAGCUGUCUGCGCAUUCAGCGCAUGAACAGCGCAACUUAGGAAACUCCGAUUCGAAAGAAAUACUAGAAACACUCAAUGUUUUAAAUACCCGGUACGAGGCCAGAUACCCUGGUCUUAGAUUUGUUGUGUUCGUCAAUGGACGGCCGAGACCUGAAAUCAUCCAAGUUCUGCAACAAAGGAUUGAAUCCGGCAAUUCGUGGUCAGAGGAGGCUCGGGUAGCUUGCAAUGAAAUGUGCGACAUUGCCUUGGACAGGAUCCAUAAAACGCAAAUACCACCAUCUACACAUAAGCUAUAA
Messenger RNA from Lachancea dasiensis, 576 nucleotides. The record is from the annotation of a GenBank genome assembly. Lineage: Eukaryota; Fungi; Ascomycota; Saccharomycetes; Saccharomycetales; Saccharomycetaceae.